AUGACUGGCAACGGGGUUCUGAGCAAUGACUUUUAUGAAGAUUCCGCCAACGCGCACGCAGUCAGUGAGAACGGUGUAAAUCUGAACGCUGUCCAUCUCAUCAGCGCACAGCCUUCUGUCAGCCCUACAAAGCUAAAGUCUCGCAGGCAGCGAUGGAACGUCAGACCCUCCGAAAUGUCGAAGAACACGCUUAAUCCCAUCCGUGCUAUUGUCGAUGGCAUGAAACUAACUCCAAACCCUCACAAAUCCAUGAUCGCCCUAUCCAUUGGUGAUCCUACUGUAUUUGGAAACUUGCCUACAAGUGAAAGUGUUCUACAAGCAAUGAAGGAUGCUAUAGAUUCCCAUAAAUAUAAUGGAUAUGCCCCCUCAGUAGGUUACCAGAAAAGCAGAGAGGCUGUGGCAAACUUCUACAGCCAACCAGGUGCUCCUCUGGAGGCUAAGGAUGUGGUCUUGACCAGUGGCUGUAGCCAGGCUAUAGAGCUGGCCAUUAGUGCAUUAUGUAACCCAGGAGACAACAUCCUGGUUCCUUGCCCUGGAUUCUCCCUCUACAAAACCAUGGCAGUGUCUAUGGGCAUCCAUGUCAAGCUGUACAACCUCCUGCCAGAGAAGUCCUGGGAGACUGAUCUGCAGCAGUUGGAGAGUCUGAUUGAUGACAAGACAACUUGCCUGAUAAUGAACAACCCUUCAAACCCCUGCGGCUCUGUAUUUACCAAAACACACCUGUGUAAUAUUCUCUCCGUUGCCUCAAGACACUGCAUCCCAAUCCUUGCAGAUGAGAUUUAUGGAGACAUGGUCUUUCCUGAUUGUGAGUUCCAUUCUCUGGCCCCUCUGACCAGAGAUGUGCCAAUACUGUCCUGUGGAGGGCUCGCUAAGCGCUGGCUUGUGCCUGGUUGGAGGAUGGGCUGGAUCCUCAUCCAUGAUCGUAAUAAUGUCUUUGGACCAGAGAUCCGAGAAGCUCUUGUGAGGCUCAGCCAACGCAUUUUGGGUGCCUGCACUGUUGUCCAGGGGGCCCUAGAAAGCAUAUUAAACAGUACCCCAGCAGAGUUCUACCAAAAUACCAUCAGCUUUCUAAAGUCCAACUCAGAGAUUUGUUUCUAUGAGUUGUCAACCAUUCCUGGACUGACACCAGUGAUGCCAUCUGGAGCAAUGUACCUCAUGGUUGGAAUUGAAAUGGAACACUUUCCAGAAUUCCAAAAUGAUGUGGAAUUUACCGAGCGGCUGGUCACAGAGGAGUCUGUGUUCUGCUUACCUGCCACGGCAUUUGAAUACCCAAACUUCUUCCGGAUAGUGGUGACUGUUCCAGAGGAAAUGCUUUUGGAGGCGUGUGGCCGAAUCAAGGAGUUCUGUGUGCACCACUACAGACAUCUGAGCCAAGGCAGCAAUGACCUGGACCAGUGA
Molecule: messenger RNA, 1398 nt
Organism: Electrophorus electricus (electric eel)
Lineage: Eukaryota; Metazoa; Chordata; Actinopteri; Gymnotiformes; Gymnotidae
Gene: tat
Product: tyrosine aminotransferase
Biological process (GO): L-phenylalanine catabolic process; biosynthetic process; L-tyrosine catabolic process
Molecular function (GO): pyridoxal phosphate binding; L-tyrosine:2-oxoglutarate transaminase activity
Source: RefSeq, a predicted model, not a curated record